Messenger RNA from Erigeron canadensis, 2925 nucleotides. RefSeq names its product putative E3 ubiquitin-protein ligase LIN-1. The transcript has 12 exons. Gene Ontology annotation, biological process: protein ubiquitination. Gene Ontology annotation, molecular function: ubiquitin-protein transferase activity; protein binding. Bases 1 to 2925 code for a protein of 974 amino acids. Lineage: Eukaryota; Viridiplantae; Streptophyta; Magnoliopsida; Asterales; Asteraceae. The record is from RefSeq and is a predicted model, not a curated record.
AUGGAAGAUGAUGGGAGUCAGAUCAAUGAUGGAAAACACACACCACCUAAAGAUUUUGUGUGUCCAAUUACAACCCUUAUAUUUAAUGAUCCGGUUACUUUAGAAACGGGUCAAACUUAUGAACGGAAAGCUAUUCAAGAAUGGAUCGAUAGAGGAAACUCCACUUGCCCAACUACACACCAGAGGCUUCACAGUGUUCAACUUCCUAAAACUAAUUAUGUCCUCAAAAGACUGAUUGCUAAUUGGAAAGAGUUAACACCUAGCACUGAGCAUCAGUAUCAAGAGAACAAGUAUGUUCAUGUGCCUCAACCAUUUUCUCCCGAAAGUGUCAUAAGCCGAGCAACGAACGAUGGCACUGUUAAUGAACUCAGAACUGUGAUCACUGAUCUUUGUACUUCACAGGUUUUGAAAAAGGCAGAAUUGGCUGUUCUUAAGAUUGAAAGAUUCUGGCAGGAAGCAAAAAUGGAAGUGGAGAUACAGAAUAUGUUGGCAAAACCAUCUGUUGUCAAUGGAUUUGUGGAGAUUUUAUUCAACUCGGUUGAUAAACGUGUGUUAAAAGCAACGAUUUUUCUCCUUUCAGAGUUGGCAUCGAGAGAUAAUGAUGUGAUCUCAACCCUAACAAGAGUUUAUUCAGAUGUGGAAUGCAUAGUUUCCCUUUUUAAGAAAGGUUUGUAUGAGGCUGUUGUGUUGAUUUACUUCUUGAAAUCUUCUAUUUCCACCUUUCUAAUAAUGGAAAUGGCGAAUGAGCUUCUAAGUGUUGUUCAGAAACGAGAAGACGAGUUUUUGAGUAUGUGUAUGAAUCCCAAAUCAGCUUCUGUGUUGUUAUUGGCACAGAUCAUUGAAAAUGACGAUGAUAAAGCCGUUUUAGAUGUCAUCAGAAGUCUCGUUUCCAGUAAGGCAAUAGAGUCCAUUAUAAAGAGCUUGGAAUCAAAAGCAACAGAAGAAAGAAUUGCAGCCAUGAGAAUACUCUUGAGAAGUAUACAAGAAGAUGGAAAGUGCAGGAACAUCAUUGCUGAUAAAGCUGAACUUGCUCCAGUUUUAGAGAGUCUUCUUGAAGCCAAUGGUCAAGAGCGGUUUGAUAUUGUACAUUUUGUCUCCGAAUUAGUUAAGUUGAACAGGAGAACUUUCAGCGAUCAAGUGCUCCAUAUCAUAAAAGAUGAAGGUACUUUUAGUACAAUGCAUACCCUACUCAUAUAUCUACAAACAGCUCUUACUGAACAGAUUCCAAUCAUUGCCGGUCUCCUUCUUCAGCUCGACCUUCUGGUAGAACCAAGAAAGAUGAGUAUAUACAGAGAAGAAGCAAUAGAUAAUAUUAUAUCGUGUCUGAGGAAUUCAGAUUCUCCUGCCACUCAAAUUGCUGCUGUUAACACACUUUUGGAACUUCAAGGACGAUUCACACAUUCUGGGAAGCCUCUUGUUCGUAAAAUUCUUCUUAAACGUGCUGGACUUGAUAAAAACUAUAGAUCUGCAAUGCGGCCUGGAGAUGUUAAAGAAACUGUGGUUCGUUUUGUACUUUUACAUUGCUAUUUUCUAAAAUAUUUGCAUACACGGCCGAGUAAACAACUUCAGUAUAAACUUGAAGAGGAAAAAGCUGCACAGGAAUGGGAGAAAAGGAUGGCAUUUGUGUUAGUGAACCAUGAGUCUGGGCUUAUCUUUGAGGCGUUAUCAGAUGGAUUGAAGAGUAGAUACGCAGAAAUAUGUUCCGGGUGUUUUGUUUCCGCAACCUGGAUCUUACACAUGCUGACUCUGCUUCCUGACACGGGAGUGCAAGAAAAAGCACGAGUUUGCCUUCUCAAACGAUUUGUGUCAAUCUUUAAGUCUGCAAAAGACACAGACGAUAAAGCCCUUUCCAUGCUUGCACUUAGCAGCUUCAUCCGUGACUCUGAUGGGCUACGUGAUAUUACAAUCCACAUGAAGGAUAUCAGUAAAGGUCUAAGAGAAUUCAAGAAAUCCUCUACCGUAGCACGUGAAAUACUCAACGUUUUCCACAAGGAGUGUGAAUCCAGUCCUGAACUAUGGAAUCAUAAAGAAUUAGCCCAAGAAGAUUGCAGCAUGAAUGGAGUUGUUCUAUCAAUAGUAUUUCGUAAAGACAGGAUCUUUUCAGGUCAUUCAGAUGGUACGAUUAAGAUCUGGAGUGGUAAAAGUAAAGGUAAAGGUAAAAGUAGUAUUCUUCGUCUUACUCAAGAGAUUCGGGAACAUGCAAAAGCAGUCACUAGCUUAAUUGUUGUACCAUCUGGGAAUACUCUAUAUAGCGGCUCCCACGAUAAGACCAUCAGGGAGUGGUCGAUUAACAAUGGAAGUGUUCACUGUGAAGAAGUGUAUGAUGUGAAAGAACAUGUUAACAACCUGUUAGUCGCAAACAGCAUUUCGUGUUUUACUCCACAAGGGGCUGGAAUCAAGGUUAACUCAUGGAGUGGAGAAUCGAAACUACUGAAUCCAAGUAAAGAUGUUAAAUGUUUGGAUCUUGUAGAUGGUAGAUUGUAUUCUGGGUGUCUGGAUAAUAGCAUUCAGGAAAUCGACUUGGCUACUGGAACAUUAACCUCGAUUCAAAAUGGUUCAAGAAAACUUCUAGCAAAAGGGAAUCGAGUCAAUGUGUUGCAAGUUCAUGAUGGCUUAUUAUACGCAGCCAGUUCCUCUAUAGAAGGAAGUACAUUCAAGAUAUGGGACGCUUCAACUUACAGUUUGGUCCAGUCUAUAUCUUUAACAAGUGAAGUACGUUCAAUGGCGAUCGGUUCUGAUUUUAUUUACUUCGGUUGCAAAAUGGGGACAGUGGAAGUAUGGUGUAAGAGUAAACUCGUUAAAAAGGAAACGCUACAAGUUGGUACGGCCAGUUGUAAAGUUUUGUGCAUGGCUCUCGACGGCACUGAAGAUGUAUUGGUUAUAGGGACGUCUGAUGGUAGAGUUCAGGUAUGGGGAAUAAGCUAA